Messenger RNA from Phytophthora nicotianae INRA-310, 1872 nucleotides. RefSeq names its product magnesium and cobalt transporter CorA. Gene Ontology annotation, biological process: transmembrane transport; metal ion transport. The record is from RefSeq and is a predicted model, not a curated record. The coding region runs from base 78 to 1772 and encodes 564 amino acids. Gene Ontology annotation, molecular function: cobalt ion binding; calcium ion binding; cobalt ion transmembrane transporter activity. Gene Ontology annotation, cellular component: membrane. The transcript has a single exon. NCBI's taxonomy places the organism in Eukaryota, Oomycota, Peronosporomycetes, Peronosporales, Peronosporaceae.
GAUCUGGUAACCGCCAAACAGGUCCAUUCCAGUACAUCACUAGAGACACUCGAUGCGUCACUUUUAGAGUCCAGACGAUGCCCGGGCCCAUGGAUUUCUACCCCGUGGACGAGGAUACUCCGCUACUACGUGGCCCAGAAGAGUCUCCGCGCAACCCGGACUUCACUUCGUACCCGGUCGCAGCCAAUAGUGGAGAUUCCAGCACCACGCGACGCAGUCUGCAGACGACGGAGCUAGAGCUGAAUGUGGACAAGAUCUCGUUCCUUUUCAGCCCUUCGGCACGCCACGGCUACGGAAGUCCCAACAACUACAAGAGCUUCGCCGAUGUGCCACUCCAUGGAUCAGUGCAGGACGUCGAUGAGCUCAAUAUGCUUGAUCCGUACUUCGAUGUGACCCCACCGCGUCUCCGUGUGGCAUUUGAAGGCGCAGCACCAGAGGAAGGAGGGGAGUUGAGCUAUGACGGAUUCCGUGUUGCAUUAGAAACGCUAGGCAUCCGAUGUUCGGACAACUCAGUGUUCCUGAAAUUGGUGCAGAGUAUUGACAGAGAACAGAGUGGACAGAUCACGUUGCAGCAGUUUGACGCUGCAGUUCAUCGACUGAAGCUGAUGCACAUGUUUGAUGAAGGAACGGUACAGGAGAUGAGGACUGCGGGGUACCAACAAGCCGCACUGUCAGUAUCAGACUUUUCGAGCACCAGACUGCAGAGCUUUGCAUUGCGACAAGAGAAUUUACACGAGUUCUUCACAGCACAUCGACCUGAGUGGGUGAACGUGCGUUGGAUCAAUUUGGACGGCCGAGAUAGUCUGAACCUCAAAAGACUGGCUAUCAAGUAUCGUCUACAUCCGCUUGCCAUUGAGGACACGAUCGAGGGCCAUGAACGACCCAAGUUUGAUCGAUAUGAUGGACAUCUGUUCCUUGUGUUCCCAGUUUUGAGGAUGCAAUUGGCGGACAAAGGCAAUCGACUGUACUCAGACCCACGAGAGCCAUCUCUGCCAACUUUUGUCAAGCGAAUGUCCUUCCGCCGCAGUAUGAGCGCUGUCACAGACGAGACUGACGAGGAAGACGACGACCCGUUUAAGCUCUGGAUCGAGCACGUAUUCAUCUUCGUCGUGGACAAUGACACAGUCAUCACAGUCAAAGACGGCGGUGACAGUGAUAUAUGGACUGAGUUGAACCGUCGGUUGGCUGUACCAUACUCCAAGCUGCGGCAUAAUGACGCAAAGUUCCUUGUGUACUCGGUGCUUGAUGUGAUCGUGGACCAGGUAACCAGCGUCGUCGAUUCGAUUACGGAAUGUUUAAUCGCGCUUGAGAACCAACUGGAACAAGAGCGUCAUCGCUUCGAGUUGCGUUCGUUGAGGGUAUUGAAGAACGAGUUGUUCCGCCUUCCUCGAUUGCUUAAAGCGGCUCGCGAGGUGCUGAAGAAUAUCAUCGAAAGCAAAGACUUUGACGCUACCGUGACCGAUUACGUCCGUGAUGUUCACGACCACGUGGUUGUUGCGCUUGAUGAUAUCGAGCAACAACUUCAAAUGUGUCGCCAGCUAACGGAAGAAUACCGAGAUGCCAAGGCGAAUCAGAUGAACUACGUCAUCUACACACUCACUGUGGUCACGACUGUAUUCCUACCUGGCCAAUUUCUCACUGGAGUUUACGGUAUGAACUUCGACGAAAUGCCCGAACUCCAUGAGCGUUAUGGCUACGCGCUUUUCUGGGUCUUUGCGAUUGCCAUCGCUGCUGCGCUGCAGCUGUACUUCCGCUAUAAGCAAUGGAUUUGAGCUACUUACGUGCUCCUGUGUGUAGAAGAGGUAUGUAUACACAAUAAAUAAUAAAUGAAAAAUACAAUAGAACGACCGAAUUUCCCUGCAAAAAUGCUGA